UCAGAAAUAGCCACUACUUUGAAACUAGAACAUUCUCCUAGCCACAGUGUGUUGAAGCAUGUGGUGGAGUUAUUUAACUGCCCUACAAAAUGUAUUCAACAAGGACUAAGUAGGGGACUUGGGAAGAAAUAUAGUUUCUGAUCUUUAGUGAAGUGUAAAAAUCUGUUUCUGUAGUUUUUACUACUUUUAAAAAAAAACUUUUCUUAUGCUGGAAGCUGAUAUAAAUUGUAUAAUUUUUUUCUUAAAUGGCUGUGAUUCUGGGACAGUUCAUGGAGUUUCACCCGGUCCAUGGUACCAAUGUGAGAUUGGACAACUCUGGAACUAAGGCCACCCGGGUUGCAAGUUUUGCAAAUGGAAUUUGCUUUAGCAAACACCCUCUGAACCCUGGAGAGAUCUUCCUGGUGGAGAUCGAGGACAAGGAGCUCGGCUGGUGUGGCCACCUCAGGAUCGGCCUGACAGCACGUGACCCUGGAACGCUGGUCACAGUGCCUGAGUACUCUCUGCCUGACCUGGUAGACCUGGGAGACAGCUGGGUGUUUGCAAUCACUCGGAACCACAAUAAAGUUAUCGAGCAGGAGGCUCACGAGCACGCAGGUCAGGCGGCAGAGAUGAGGGCAGCAGACGGUGGAACCGAGAGGGAAAGCAUGUCUAGAACGUUUUUUACUGACACCCACCUGUAUAUAGAUAAUGUGUGCAUACCCAAGGACAAGCUGGUGGGACGGAGUCGGCCUGGACGGUUCAGUCACAUCCUGGACGAUCUGUACAAGACCAACAUUUUGCCUCCCACUGCCAGGCGUAGUCGCAUAGGGGUAGUAUAUGUGCCCAAAGGGCAAAGCAUUGCUGAUAUGCAUAUUGUCAUCAAUGGUGAGGACAUGGGUGCCUGUGUCAAAGGAAUUCCUACCGACAGGCCUGUUUAUGCUGUCGUGGAUGUAUUUGCUGCCACUAAAUGUGUCAGAAUUGUCCAGGUGGACUAUGGCUUUGCCUCGCUGCAAACACUCUGCCGAAAGACUAUUCAGAAGCAUAUUGUUCACAGAAUGGCUUUGGACUGGUUGGAGCUCCCAGAGUUGCUAAAACAUUUCUGCAAAUUUGACUAACCAAGUGACAAGAGAAAGCCAUUGUAAAUGCUCUGGUUGAAGAAAAUGUUAGAGGUGGAUUGCAGCUGCUGCAUAUAGUAACAAAUAUAUAAUGGGCACUGUAUUUCUUCUAUAGUCAUCGUCAGUGGCUCUGAGGUGUAAAGUUUUUUUUUCCUUAUUGCAUUAUUUCUUGACAAAGCUUCUAAAACAAAUGUCUUACAAUAUAUGUAAGUUAAUUGAAAAGAUACUAAUGAAUAUUUCACCUACAACAAAGAAUAUAUUUUGUCAUUUAAUAAAACAAAUACCUAAACUAG
This is a messenger RNA of Electrophorus electricus (electric eel), 1387 nucleotides long. It is a transcript of the gene neurl2, whose product is annotated as neuralized E3 ubiquitin protein ligase 2. Lineage: Eukaryota; Metazoa; Chordata; Actinopteri; Gymnotiformes; Gymnotidae. Gene Ontology annotation, biological process: intracellular signal transduction. The record is from RefSeq and is a predicted model, not a curated record. Gene Ontology annotation, molecular function: ubiquitin protein ligase activity.